This is a messenger RNA of Physcomitrium patens, 4741 nucleotides long. RefSeq lists its product as uncharacterized. NCBI's taxonomy places the organism in Eukaryota, Viridiplantae, Streptophyta, Bryopsida, Funariales, Funariaceae. The record is from RefSeq and is a predicted model, not a curated record. Gene Ontology annotation, molecular function: DNA-binding transcription factor activity. Gene Ontology annotation, biological process: regulation of DNA-templated transcription.
AAGUCGUUGUGAUCGUUUGAUCGGGGGAGUUCACGGCUGCGCAUUUGGGUUUGGUCUUGUCGUUUCCCGAUUUGGAGGUUUUUAAUGCUUGUUUGGACGGAGAUAGAGGCGGGCGGGCGUGAGAACGGUGUUGGGUCGUUGCUGCGUCGGGCUGACGUAAUGUCAUGAAUGCGAAGGCGUGCAGGUGGACGAGGGGAUAGUGGGUUCGACAUUGCCGUCGCCUACGUGCGCAACUGAGCUUUGUGAAGGGGCUCUUGAGGAAAUUUUUUGAGGGUAGGAGUGGUACGUGAGUGGGGACUGUGAGAGUGUGUGGGGGGGAGAGGCGAUUAAUGCGGGUGUAGGGUUAAGCGUGACGGGGUGGGGAGAUUUAGUGUGUGUGUGGUGAUGGAGUCGAGUUUGAGGAUGACGGGGAUGAGGUGUGGCGGUGCAAUGGCAAGGGUUUGAGUUGCGUCGAGCACAGAGGAUCACGACGCAGGAUCUGUGGGUUGCUGCGGUACGGACAGAAUCUCGUAGAGGGGUAGCUGGUUACACGACGUCGUUUCCUAGUGCGGGUGUUUGAGAGCUUCGUGUUGUACGAAGAAGAUUGGUUCACACCACCGGGUUCUCAGUGCUUCAAAAUUUGGUGGUAACAGCGUAGUGUCGAAGGUGAGAGUUGAUGUCAAAGAGUAAUGCCUUUUGGGAUACGGUGGUGAUCUUUCAGAUGACGCAGCUGUGAUUAAAGCUGGAUUCUUUUUCGUCUUCACUAGUCGCUGAAGUGUGAUGAUGAAAGCUGUUUCUGGGUUUUUCUGGUCUGGACACUAUUCAUUUUAAAUUCAAACAUGAGUUUUCAAAUCAUGGAAAGAAAAAUUGAAAUCCCGGAGUUAAGUGAACACGAUGAUGAUGAAACGUUGGAGGACGCCGACCCUGCAGUGCUAACAUUGUCUUCUAGUGAGGCUUCGGAGAAUUGGGAAAAGAUAAGUGAAGAUUGGGUUUCUCUGUUCCUAAACCCCGCCGUAUUAGACGAGCAUGCAAGACCUCUUCCUUCCGAUCUUGAGAAUUACUCGCAAUUCGAUUGUACUUCAAAAGAACCGAAGGAUCAUUUUUACCCUCAAGAGCUAGUGUCAGAUUCUUUGUUACUCCACUCCACUGACGAUCAAUUGUCUUCCGAUCUGGGGCUUGGAACCUCCACAAACGUCGUGGAAGAUAUCUUUGGGAAAGAGGAUCCUUCCAUCGGCGUUUCAGGACAACCAGAUUUGAUACAUCCGAAAGGAGAGCCCCUUGGACACCAUGAUGCAGCAGAGACACAUUUUCCUAUCGCUCCCCACUCACAUGUAACACAGGUAGCAUACGCAUCCACCCGUACGGAGGUGUAUGUUUCAACAUCUCCCGCGAGCAGCUUGACCCAGGUGAGUGGAGAUUCAAGCUCAGGAAUGGAGGUUGAUUUAUGGAAGGACAAAGAAACCGUCCCAGACUCGUCGAUUACUCUUAAACGAGAAUUAACUGAAGAGGUCUCAUCUCAUUCGGAGAGCCCAACGUCUCUGUCAAGUGUCACUGAAAGGGAAGGCGGGGCAUCUGAAAUGAAGGAGAAAAAUCCUCAGAGUGAUGAGCGAGGAGUAGGUUCUCGAGAUGUGUCAGGCACAGGCUCCGCAGCUGGGGUGGCAACUCCUUCGGCUGCAGCGCAGUUGGCAACUUUCAGUGUGCGACAACUUCAGAAUUUUGGUAACGUUAUUAAAGUAGGUUUACUGGCAAGGCCUGGGGACAGGGGGGUAAAUGUAGAGGACAGAGAAGAGUCUAACAAGCCUCUCAUUCGGGAGAAAUGUGAAAUAGAGUCUGUCAAGAUGCAAAAUCAGGAGGUGUCGGAAGACCAGCAGAGCGAUCAAAGUGAUGCUGACAGAAAGGGGGAGGCUUGUGAUGAGGAUGACGAGAAACGACGUGCUCGGUUGAUGCGGAAUCGUGAGAGCGCUCAACUUUCUAGGCAAAGAAAAAAGGUUUAUGUAGAUGAGUUAGAGGGUAAACUACGAACUAUGACAGCAACUGUCGCGGAUCUUAAUGCUACUAUCAGUCAUUUGACUGCAGAGAAUUUAAAUCUUCGGAGACAACUUGGAUAUUACUAUCCAGCUCCAGGUGUUUGUCCACCAAGGCCGGGAAUGCCAAUGCAAGUGUUGCCUAUGGGACCCUACCCUGGAAUGGUCGCUGGCAGGCCAAUGUAUCUAGGUGGGCAAAUGCCGCCUGUUCCAAUCCCACGGAUGAAAACACAGACUCCUGCCCGCAGUACAAAAAGAGCAAAGACAGGGGCGACGAACGAAGGCGGAGACAGAAAGCGGGUGAAAUUAAAAGCUGCAGGUGCUGCGUCCGUAGCAGUUAUGGGACUUCUCUGCGUGGCCAUGUUGUUUGGCUCAGUUGACCCAGGUCUCAAAGGCUCCAGCGGAGUCAAAGAUAACACGCGUGUGGGGAGCGUGCGAGUUGGGGCCCGUGUGCUUGCAAGCUGGGACGAAGCUGGUAAUCCUCUGAAUCACAUAGGGGUUAGUUCGUGGGAUAAUGAACCUGGGUGGUUGCCAUUACGUGAAGGAGAGUAUGGUCCUGAACGAGAGGGAGUUCCAAGUAUACACACACGACUAGCUUCUGAGAAACUACAAUACGCGCCUGAGAAGUCGCAGAUCCCAAAAACUGAACUGGAAUUUUCAGCCCAACAAUCAGUGCAUGGAAACGAGACUCUUGGACUUUCCGCUGAGCAACGACGUCAACCACCGUCAGAUUACUUCAGUUCCGGGAAAGCUCCAUUACUGAUGGGGAGUGAAAUGGUUCCUUCCAAUACAAGUCAAUCGUUUGCCGCAUCUGUAUUUGUUCCUGGCGCCAAUGGUCUUGUAAAAGUAGAUGGGAAUCUGAUCAUUCAAGCGAUUAUGGCCGGCGACAGAGCAGCAAAGAAGCAGUCUGAGAAAAAGAGCAAGAGUGUAGGGAAGAAGAAGGGAAAGAAGCAAUCAGAAAAAACUAUCUCUGAGGGUCAGGCAAUGAAAGGUCUUUCCGUCAAAGUGUGGGACAAUCUGGCUCCGAGUAAAGCCGAAGUUAUACAGAAUGCCACGACUGGACCUUUUGUAACUGCUAGACCUCUUCCAGGGAAAGUGAAGUCUGUUCUCGGAACGAACAAUCCAGUUUCGCCAGUGCUUCAUGGUGGAGCUUUGCAACAGUGGAUGCUUGGUGGUCUUCAUGACCCAGAGACAAGUUUUGUUGCAAGCGAACUGACCAAGAUAAUGUCACAAUCACCUGCUGAGCAAUCUGUAGAUAACUUCAAAGCUGUAGCUGCCACCCAAGUAACUUUCUAUAGUUUUAUCCAUUACGAUGCGGCUUUCAGAAAGCCGUUACAGUCGGGGCUUUUUUCAAGCCUUUCCACAGAGCCUAAAAUUUGCCAAAGAAAUAUAAGUGACACCAAGGAGAGUAUGCCUUCGCUGACGAGGAAUGAUAAAAGCUCUGGAGCCUCGAUUCUUGUUCAAACUAACUUGCCACCUUUGACUUGUAAUAAGCUCCUUCAUAGAAAAGCUCAUGACAAGGAUACUUGCUGUGUGCCUACACUUGGUAAUCUACAUUGGGCAGCAGCUGCUGCGAGCACUGAAAUAGCAACAGCUGAAUCUCGACAAUGCCUUUCUGCUGAUCGGCCUGUACUUAACACAGGUAUGUGCACGGAGCUUUUCCAGUUUGACACAGCAGCAGCUGCUAGUUCAGCAGGGCAAGCCUCCACUUCUGAAGCCAAGAACGUGGCAGAGUCAGUUGCAGCCAAAGCUGCACAGGGUAGUCCCCACAACAUUACUUCUACACUGUCAGGUCCUAUCGGACCUCGUAGCCGCCGGGAUCCAUUCGCAGUUCCCCUCCCCCCAGUGAAUUCAAAGCCUCCAGCUAAAGGCGAAGGGCCCCGCAAUGGAACGGAUCCAAGGGUAGAGAAUUUAGUUAGAGAGCAGCUGCACGGACAGAAUCUGCGCGAUGGAAUUUCUAGCAUGGUGGUGUCAGUAAUGGCAGGACCCGAGGAGUACGGAGAUAGUAGGAGAAAGGGGACCAAAGGGUUGUCUCGAAUUUUUGUAGUGGUUCUCGUUGACAAUCAGAAGUACGUUACGUACUCGUGCAUUCUUCCUUCCGGUGGCCCUCAAGCUCAUGUAGUUGCGGAGUGAUACGCGGAUAGGGCUUCAGUGGACAGGACGGUUACAUGUAUACAAGCGCUCAAUGUUUCCUGUUCAGAAUGCUUCAACUUCAAGCUCCACGUUUGUGCAUAUGUACAGUAAAGGUUACUGUACCUCACUCCACAUUCAGUGUCUCAGCAAUCAAUACAUUCUUUUGAGACUUGGACAGAUGACAGGCCUGGACUCCACAACAGGCUCAAUAGAAUUCAGAGCUAACGAGCUCGUUUUCAAUCUGUAGUGGAAACCUUCUUUAGAUUUGCACUAAUUAGUGUAGUUCAACAUAGAUCUGAAGUGAUUAAUUUGAACCUUGUUCAAAUCAAACGGGAAGCUUGGAGGCUAGCGUCACCAUUUGCAUGCGUACACUGCCAAGAAUAGAAUUCAAUGCAUUGUGAUGGUUUUGAUCGUGGAGAGUUUUUGAGUUGGAACAUGUAGGGAUUACCAGGGUCUUCUUGUCAGAGAAUAUUUUCCUUUUAACCUUUAACCCAUUUCCUACCAUCCAGUGUAUCACAGUAAAUCAUAUCUUUUCAUGAUUCGGUUUUGGAAGCAAGCUGAACCAUUCUUCCGCAAGUGACUCUGAAUUGAGUUUUUGAUCCUGA